UGAUGUCACUGUACAAAUUACAUUCAGCAGAACAACACUGACAAAGCAACUAAAGCUAUUCGACUGUUCUGAUACUUCACUCUCAUGUCAGCAGUGCAUCAGAGCUGGAUGUGGCUGGAAGGAGAACCGCUGUACCUGGGACAGUGAAGGAGAGCAGAAUGAGAGUGUUUGCCAAAAGUCCUCCUCUAAGGCAAACCUUGUGCCAUGGAACAUCUCCGUCUCUCCCAGUCGUGUGUCUUACUACGGCAGAAAUCACGCUAUUUUGAGAGGUCACAACCUCACAGAUGUGAUUGCCGUCAAGGUUCAGGCAGAAAUGGACUGUUUACCACAGGAAUCUCCAGUUUGGAACAACACUGGUGAGAGUCUGACGUUCCACAUUCCCAGAAGAACCAAUGAAGCUGAAGCCAAAGUGUGUGCUGUCCUGUCUGAUGGGAGUUGCCAUGGCAAUACUGAAAUCAUCUACCAGUCAGCACCAUCUUGUAACGACACUUCACCACAUAUUUCCUGGAGAAGUGGGAAGAGGAAGAUGCCACUUUUUGGAUCUUAUUUGGAAUCUGUGGAAAUGGUCAUACACAAGUUUUUCCAACACGGGUAUUACCAUCAUGUAGAAGCAGUUCCUGAGAACAAAAACUCUGAGAAUCUCACUUAUGAAACACCUGAAGGAAAAACUUGCUUGUGGGGCUGCAGAAUGAAUUUGAAAGUAGCCAACGAAACAUUGCCUUGCUUAAGAAUAUUCUACCAUCCAGACCCACAGUUUCCCACAUUUAUGUCAAAGAGGACAGGAAACGAUGUCCAAGUCAUGAUCCAGUGUCUAGACUGGGUCCUGGAGAUGACAACAGAAGAGUUAUCAGCAUGGGGCGUCAAGGAUGGCAGCCAAUACCCCUGCAUCAUGAAGAGCAAAAAUAAAACACAUACUGGGGCAAACUAUUUCACAUGUGAAAUUCAAAACACAACUCAUGUCAAAUUUUCUCAGUUAACGAUUAAAUAUGGACGAAUGACAGUUCAGGUGGGGAAUCCACCUCUGAUUGAUCAGUACCUUCUGAUGCUGCGCCUUCUGCUGGUUCCCUGUGGUACUGCAGUGCUGGUGAUUAUCUGUCACUGCCUUGCUAUGAAGAACAAGCCCUGAUCAUUGGCGUCUUUUUCCUCCUCAGAGUUCCAGAAAAUAAAUAAUUUGUUAAAUGUUGGACUCAUUGACAUUAGAUAUGAUACAGCUUCUUUCAAUAAUUACCUUUAUGUUGAACAGUUGUAAUUUUUAAGAGGGAAAACCUUUUCCAUGUUUUCAUUUGUUGCAUAUUUUUUGCCAUAUAGAAAGCUAACAGCAUCUGAGUGACCAGACCACCAUUAUGAUAGAAAUAGUUAUUGUUUAGAAUAAUGGAGAAAACUGCAGGCGGUUGAUGUAACUAAAUAAUCUGCCAGAGUAAAACAUGCUGUGUAUCUCCAGAUGUUGAGGCUCAGCAGUUUGUUGCUGUGUGUUUGUUCAGUUUAAUCAAAAGAACUCAGAGGUGGAGUCAUUCUGUUCUGUAAUUCUACUGUUAACGUCAAACCAGAGAUUGCAUGUUGUAUUUUACAAAAUCUUUUCCAGCUUAUUGCAAGUAAUGAAAUCUGAAAUGUGACCAAGGACAUAAAUGAUAAUCCUGUUGAUUUUUUUGUAUAGAUUGACAAAUAUUGUAAAACUAAAACGUUUAUAUGCAUCUUAGAUCCUUUAAAAAUAUAUUCCCUCUUUGUUUUAUGCUGGCCUUUUAUUUUAUGCUUGCUUGUUGAUAUUUGGAAAUGUAUGUAACAUAUUUCAAAAUAUGUAGCAUAAAUUAGUGAUUGCAUAAAUAUUCACCCCCUUCAAAGUGAGUGACCUAAUUCAACAGAGGUCCAGUCAAGUGGUCACAGUUGUCUCACAAUGAGUGGAAUGACUGGAGAUCAGCUGAGAGGAGUGAGUGUAUCAGUUAGGGGGUGGAUAGAAAAAAAAUCUCCUUGGCUCUGAACAUCCUCUUGAGUUCAGUUCAAUCCAUCAAAGAAUGGAAGGAAUAUGAUCAAUGUGAUGAUGAAAACAGCCUGAGAGACCAUGAAGAAGAAGAAUAUAGACCCUGGAAGGUUUGUAAAGGAUGAAGGUAAAAUUAAAUAACGAGAAAUCCUGGAAGACAAUUAGUUCCCAUCUGCCAGAGAGCUACGGCUUCAAAGAAGAUUUAUUUUCCAGCAAGACAGCGACCAGCUGAAGCUACACAGAAAUGGUUUUGAACAGGACAGACGUUCUGGAAUGGCCCAGUCCAAGUCCAGACACUAAUCCCAUAAAAUUUGUUGCUGGACUUGAAAAUGGCCGUUGAUAGCUGUUCCCCACCAACCUGACAGAACUGAAAGAGUUCAGCAGAAAGAAUGGAGGAAGCCUGAAGAUAAACCGAUGACAUGCUGUCAUUUCAUCUGCUGAACCGGCUGAAAGGAGAAUAUUUAUGCCAUCACUUAUUUCACGUGACAUGUUUAAUUUUUUGUUAAAAUCAGUUUUUACUUUAACAUUUGAAUUUUUUUUUGUAAAAUUUAUUGAUUAUUAAAACCAAUAAAAGGCAGUGAGCACAUUUUGCAGGCAGUCGUAAAUUUUUGCUGUGCUUUCCGUCUUCCUCUGAGCUUUGGAUUACCUGAUGGUUGGAUGUUUGGUUGAACUGUGGCCUUUAAGGCUUCUCAGCAAUGAUAACUUAUAUUUUCAUAAAAUUAAAGAAAGAAAUAUUUAAGUGUU
Messenger RNA from Poecilia reticulata (guppy), 2719 nucleotides. Lineage: Eukaryota; Metazoa; Chordata; Actinopteri; Cyprinodontiformes; Poeciliidae. The record is from RefSeq and is a predicted model, not a curated record.